This is a messenger RNA of Aegilops tauschii subsp. strangulata, 618 nucleotides long. NCBI's taxonomy places the organism in Eukaryota, Viridiplantae, Streptophyta, Magnoliopsida, Poales, Poaceae. The record is from RefSeq and is a predicted model, not a curated record.
AUGACCUGGACUGGCACAUGGAUGAUGCACGUGGAAGAAGGCCAAGGCCAGCCCAGGCGCCACCCAUCUGUGGUCUCGCCGGCAGGCUGCGGCGGCCUGCAGCUUGGGCCGCGCCGCGACCACGACGACCAAGACGGAGCGCACGGCCGUCGCUCUUGGAAGGACGCCCUCCUGGGGCGUGCGCAUAGUAGGAAGGAGCACAAGACAGGGAGCAGCUCCACGGCCCCGACCAGGCAGAGAAGCAGGACACCUGUGGGCAGGCGCCAGCACAAGGGCGGGCGCCGCGAGCAUCGCUCAAACGGCAGCAACCUGAAGGCCAUGCCGCCGCUCCCGCUGCUUACGGGGCAGGGCAGCACUGACACGGGGAUCGCCGCUCCCCCGCCACCCGCAGGGCCCGCGUCGCCGGUGUUCGCCUUCUUCGCCACGGCGGACUCCGUUCCCCCACCUCCGCCGCCACCCCUCGCCAUCGACACCGGCAACAACCAGCAAGAGAUCGAUCAGGUCAUCGCCGACGCGCUUGCCGCCCCACUGGAGUUCUCCUCCGAGCCCAUCGCGGUAGCCUACCGUGCACCUCCCUCGUCCGCCUCCAGUGUUGUCCACAUUGGCGCUAUGACAUAG